Mytilus californianus (California mussel) is the source of this 1071-nucleotide messenger RNA. RefSeq lists its product as uncharacterized. The record is from RefSeq and is a predicted model, not a curated record. NCBI's taxonomy places the organism in Eukaryota, Metazoa, Mollusca, Bivalvia, Mytilida, Mytilidae. The annotation marks the transcript as partial. The transcript has a single exon.
AAACCUGGACCUUCAGCAGAAUUACUGGCUAUUCAACGACUUGCAAAAGAUAUUGACCAUCGAUUUGAUAAAGUUGAUUCACAAUUUGCCGAGGUUAAAAGGUUAAUUCAAUGGAAUACAGUCAGAGUUCAGUAUAGUAGCCUUGAACAGAAAAUUAAUGCCGUCUAUCGUAAGUACAAAGAAAUGUAUAGUGCGCCUACCAGUGCAAUUGCUGGCGAGAAAGUCUUAUUCAUUACCAAUUACGAGAGUGAUUUUCAGAAUAGUGGUAUUAAGCUUUAUGAAGGCGUAAUGAAUGUUGGAAAUGUAUUUGGUGAUGGACUUCUCAAUCCUUGUAUGAAAUUCACUCUUUAUGACAGAAAACAAUGCGGAACUUUCAGUUCUGGUAUAUUGAAAUUGUUAUUGCGUGCAGCAGAAGUAGAACUUGCGUACCUUCAGGUGAAAGGUCUAGGAAAAAAUGUACCUUAUCAUACCAGCCAAUGGAAAUCUCGUCUGGAUGAAAUUCGAUCUGCAAUGAGUCAUGCAGACUCAACGAUAGCCAGCAAAUAUCACGACCAGUCGGGUGCUGACAUCGACAAAUAUGCUCUCGAUCACUCAACUAAUGAUAUGAAUAAUCAUGACUUCGCCAAUAAUUUAUACAAUUUCAUUGCAAAGAAGUAUUAUUGGCGCGACUGGUUGGUCAUCGCCUACAAAGAUGUUACUGGAGAUGAUAAACACUACCAGCAUGAAUGUAGUGGACACCUCAAGUUUAGGGACCACAGCCGCAAUAUUGUUGUCGCUAGUGUAGACAAGAGAAAGUCACACAUGGAUUUGAAUAAAGCAAAAGCAGUUGUUAAUGGUGUCACUGACCAUACAUCACACCAUCAACAUCGACCGAACCCCCAUAAGAUCAUUUACCACAGAUUUAAUGCUCAUGAGGCAUAUGAUACGUUUGCAAGUGCAGCUAAAAGUGGCUGUAGUCCUUAUGCUGCUGCAGGUGUGGUACAGAACGAGGCAUCGCCGUCAUACGCGGCAGCAAGUAGCAGAUUUGUUUUACGAAAUGCCAAGUAUAAUCAUAUUCACAUAUUUGGAUAA